Molecule: messenger RNA, 853 nt
Organism: Colletotrichum scovillei
Lineage: Eukaryota; Fungi; Ascomycota; Sordariomycetes; Glomerellales; Glomerellaceae
Product: short-chain dehydrogenase
Exons: 2
Coding region: 116-853 (245 amino acids)
Source: RefSeq, a predicted model, not a curated record
CAACGGAAUAUCACUUUAAUAGAAGCUUCAAAUACUUCAGUCACACAAUCCAACCGUCCAACGUAUCAACAGAGCUUCACGUACAAGCAGGCCUAGAAAUAUCAUUACACGCAGAAUGUCUCUCCAAGAUAAGGUCAUCCUCAUCACCGGAGGUUCCAAAGGCAUCGGCAAGGCCAUCGCUCUUGAUGCUGCCGCGCAGGGUGCCAGGAUUGUUGUCAACUACAGCAGCGACUCAACCGCCGCCGACGAAGUUGUCAAGGCCAUUGGUAGCGACCGCGCUAUUGCCGUGCGCGCCGACGGCUCCAAGACGGCCGAGUUGCAGAAGCUCGUGGAUGUCACCAUCGACAAGUUUGGCAAAAUAGAUGUGCUGAUCCCCAAUGCUGCCAUCAUGCACAUGCGCACUGUCGAGAAUACUACGGAAGAGGACUUUGACCAAAUGUUCAACACCAACGUCAAGGGACCCUACUUCUUGGUACAGAAAGCUCUCCCCCACAUGUCUGAAGGCGGCCGCAUCAUCUUCCUCUCAACAACCGUCCUCGCUUCAAGUAGCCUUCCCCCGCCGUACCUGCUCUAUGCAUCGACAAAGGGCAGUAUUGAGCAGAUGACCAAAUACAUGGCUAAGGACCUUGCCAAGAAAGGCAUCAACGUCAAUGCUAUCGCGCCUGGCCCCACCGGGACCGAUUUGUUCUACAAGGGCAAGACGGAGGAGAUGCUCAAGAAUAUUACUGCCAGCAGCCCCUACAACAGAAUUGGUACACCAGAGGAAAUAGCCUCUGUGGCCAUCUUCUUGUCAGGAAAGGAAUCAUCUUGGGUGACGGGGCAGACCAUUCGCGUAAACGGAGGGGCUGCAUGA